Molecule: messenger RNA, 3221 nt
Organism: Lobosporangium transversale
Lineage: Eukaryota; Fungi; Mortierellomycota; Mortierellomycetes; Mortierellales; Mortierellaceae
Product: armadillo-type protein
Exons: 7
Coding region: 45-3182 (1045 amino acids)
Biological process (GO): protein import into nucleus
Cellular component (GO): cytoplasm; nucleus
Molecular function (GO): nuclear import signal receptor activity; small GTPase binding
Source: RefSeq, a predicted model, not a curated record
UCUUCCUCCCUCUCCCCUCCCCCUCCUCCUCCGUAAACACCAGCAUGGAUCAAUACGUCGCCGGCCUUGAGCAAACCUUGCAGCAGGUCCUCUUUUCUAACGACAGCAACCAGAUCAAGGAGGCUACCAAGGCAUUGAACAAUCAGUUCUUUGCCGACGCUAAUUGCGUCCCUGCUCUGGUUCAUAUUAUCCAAACUUCUCAGCAGAAGGAGAUCCGUCAACUUGCAGCUGUCGAGCUUCGCAAACAGAUCUCGAACUGGUGGUCCAAGAUGGAGGAGGAGACUCGCACGUCUGUCAAAGCAAAGCUUUUGGAGACCAUUCUAAAUGAACAAGAACCACUCCCUCGUCAUUCCACAGCACGUGUUAUUGCCACAGUUGGAAGGAUUGAGAUUCCUGCCAUGACCUGGAAUGAACUCCUCGCUUUCUUAUUCCAGUGCUCCAACAGCACAAACGCUGGUCAUCGUGAAGUUGGAAUUUACAUCAUCUACGCCAUCUUCGAAGUCACCGAUGCCUUUGCCGACAAUUUGCGCCAACUCCUUGAGCUUUUCAGCCGUACAAUUGUCGAUCCUGACUCUCCUAUCGUUCGCAUCACCACUGUCCAGGCUUUGGGGAAAAUGGCAGAAUUCAUUGAGGAGGAUCAAAAAGACGAGAUCAACAUGUUUUCGGAGCUCGUCCCACACAUGGUUAAUGUUCUUCAGCAAUGCCUUAAUGAUGGCGACGAAGAAUCAGCUACAAAGUGCUUCGACGUCUUUGACGGCCUCUUGCUGCUUGAAAUCCCCAUUUUAUCAAAACAUGUUCAAAACCUUAUCCAGUUCUUCUUGAGCAUUGGGGCCAACAAGUCCUACGAGCCAGUUUUACGCGUCCAGGGACUUUCGUUCCUUAUGUGGGCUACUGUUUAUAAAAAAACGAAGAUUCAGCGCCUCAAGCUAGUCGCUCCUAUGAUUCAGGCUUUAAUGCCGAUCGCUGCUGAGGAGGAGCCUGAGGAUCAAGAUGAAGAUUCUCCUGCUCGUCUUGCCUUCAAGGUCAUCAACACUUUGGCCACCAACCUUCCUCCUCAGCAAGUUUUCCCUGUCGCUUUGGAAGGCAUCCUUGCCUAUAUGGCUAACGCUGAACCCUUAUAUCGCAAGGCUGCUAUGGUUACCAUGGCUGUUUUGGUUGAGGGUACUGUUGACUUUAUCCGUCCCAAAUUCAACGACCUUCUUUUGGUCGUUUGUGCUGGUCUUCAGGACCCUGAGACCGAGGUUCGUCGUGCCGCAUGCAUGGCCCUGAGCUCAUUUGCUGAGGAAUUUGACCAGGAAAUCGCCGAGAACCAUGCCAAGUUAUUGCCUUUGGUGUUUAAUUUAAUGAACGAACCCACCCCUGAAAUUACAAAGCAGGCUUGCAAUGCUUUGGACGCUAUAUUAGAGGGUCUGGGGGAGAAUAUCCUUCAAUAUCUCCCUGUUCUCAUGGAAAAGUUGUUGCACAUGCUUGAUCACGCUCAGGGCGAAACUCGUGCUAUUGUUGUUGCUGCUAUCGGUAGCGCUGCUCAUGCCUCUGGACCCGAAUUCACUCCUUACUUCCCUGAGGUGAUUAAGCGCCUUCAGCAUCUUAUGACUCUACACUCUAAUGAGGAUGAGCUUAUGCUUCGCGCCGUAUCCACUGACGCAUUAGGCGCUAUAGCCGCAUCUGUUGGCAAAGAUGUUUUCAGACCUCAUUUGAAUAGUUUGAUGAACUUGGCCAUGGAAGGAUUGCUUCUUGAUAACACUCGUCUCCGAGAGUGCGGAUAUUACUUCUUUGCUGGAAUCGCUCAGGUUUUUGAGGACGAAUUCUCGCCUUAUUUGUCGGGCAUCAUGCCUCAAUUGAUUGCAUCGUGUCAACUGGAUGAGAACAGUACUCGCUUUGACAAUGAGGGCGAGGGUGAAGAUGACGGCGAGGAUACGGCGGAGGAUUUGAACUACGUCUUCCGUUCCGCUAUCGCUGACGAAAAGGAGGUCGCUGCCGAUACUAUCGGCGAAUUUUUCCAGCAUACUCGAUCCGCAUUCCUCCCCUAUGUUGAGUCUAGCGUAAAGGAGCUCAUCAACCUCACCACACAUAUGUCUGAUGGAGUCCGUAAGGCCUCAUGUGGUGCACUCUUCAAUUUCCUGCGUACAUUCUACAAGCUCUCCAACUGUGAGGAAUGGAAGGCUGGGCUUCCUGUCGCGAUCCCUCUUCAUGAUAAUGUUGCUCAGCUUAACUCGCUGGUUAUGCCUGCCAUCCUUACAAUCUGGGAAGAUGAGGAUGACAAGAUGGUUGUUGUUCAAGUCUGCCAGGAAAUGGUAGAAACUGUCAAGCUUUGUGGUCCUGGUGUAGUUGCUAAUUAUAUCACUACUAUUGCUGAGCACUUGAAUUUGAUUUUUGAGAAAAAGGCAUAUUGUCAACAGGAGCUCGCUGAUGAAGAAGGUCUCUUGGAUGAGGAUGAGCAGGCAGAGUUUGAUGCGUUGCUGAUUUCGUCUGCCUCGGACUUGGUUGGUGCCUUGGCAGCCGCUUUGGGCGAAAGCUUUAUUCCAUACGCCAAGGUCUUUGUACCUCAUAUUGCAAAAUACUACAAGAAAACCAAGCCUACAAGUGAGCGUUCGAUGGCCAUAGGCUGCUUAGGCGAGAUUGCUGCUGGCAUGCUGGGUGGUAUCACCGAGUUCACAGAAGUCAUUUUCCCGAUCGCUCUUAAGGGACUUAGUGACGAGGAGCCCGAGGUCAGAAGUAACGCUGCCUACACUGUUGGUGCCCUUUGCCAAAAUACUAAUUUGGACAUUUCUACCCAAUAUCCAGCACUCUUGACUACUUUAUACCCCCUAUUCCAAGGCCAGAGCCUGGACAAUGUUACAGACAAUGCAUGCGGUGCUGUCGCUCGUAUGAUCAUGAAGUAUCCCAAUGCGGUACCAUUGGACCAAGUCCUCCCAGUCUUUAUGCAGGCCUUGCCAUUGAAACGCGACUAUGAGGAGAACGAACCAGUGUACAAAUUGUUAUUCUCUCUUAUUCGUUCGCAAAACUCUUGGAUUUUCGCGAAUUUGACAUCGUUGUUGCCCAUUUUCGCAGAAGUUCUUUCUAAGGAGGAUGAGCUCAAACCUCAUACGCGUCAAGAGAUGAUUGAGAUCAUCAAAGCCUUAAAUCAACAGUUCCCAGCGUUGAAUAUUAGCUCAUCCCCCUUGAGUGCAUAUCUCCAAUAGUCAUUAGGAGAAAUCUUUAACUUAAUCAAUAAAACCAGU